AUGAAGUGGAGCAAAUUAGGCGAGCAAUACGGGGAGAAAACGACGGAGAACUUCACUCUCGCUGGUCACAGUGGUUCAAAAGAACAAAAUAGUUAUAAUCCAACACAAGAGGUCCAAACUUCCGGCUAUCCGCCAGGCAAGUCUGUGGUCACGUCCACCAGUCUCUUCAAAUUGCAAGCCUUCCUUGACGCACUGGUCACUUGCGAAGAUGAUGCUCGGAUUGUUAUCCACCCGGUCCAACGUUCAGUUUCUAUGGCGUCCGCAUCGGUGUCCACUCCACCCGGCACAUUGUACUUCACCGUUCUCGAUCCCGGACGUUAUCUUCACGGUUAG
Messenger RNA from Echinostoma caproni, 333 nucleotides. The record is from the annotation of a GenBank genome assembly. NCBI's taxonomy places the organism in Eukaryota, Metazoa, Platyhelminthes, Trematoda, Plagiorchiida, Echinostomatidae.